This is a messenger RNA of Patella vulgata (common limpet), 10537 nucleotides long. Its product is annotated as protein mono-ADP-ribosyltransferase PARP14. Gene Ontology annotation, biological process: negative regulation of gene expression. The coding region runs from base 9 to 8549 and encodes 2846 amino acids. Gene Ontology annotation, cellular component: cytoplasm; nucleus. Gene Ontology annotation, molecular function: RNA binding; NAD+ poly-ADP-ribosyltransferase activity; transcription corepressor activity. NCBI's taxonomy places the organism in Eukaryota, Metazoa, Mollusca, Gastropoda, Patellidae. The transcript has 30 exons. The record is from RefSeq and is a predicted model, not a curated record.
UAAUUUCGAUGGCAAAGGAAUGGCACAAAGCCUCCGAAAUACCAUUAGGAGAUGGCGAAGUAAACCAUACGACUGAUCAACAAACCAUUUCUCCAAGUACUACUUCACCUACAGAACAAAACUGUGCAGGAGAAACUGAUCCGCAGUUAACAGAUGUUGCAACCACCCUGGUUAAUCCCAAUCUCCAAUUCGGACAGCAACCAAUAUGUAGACAACCAAAUAAUUUAGAAAAAGGUCAGAUUAAAUGUACAGAUAUCUUCAGUGGGCACCAAGGGGCAAAAACGCCGGUUAACUGUGGGACAAUAGAUGAACCGAAAGCACAAUUAAAUACGUUAGAACCAGUUAGGAAUAGUGUAACAGAUGGUUUAAAUCCGUCUGGACAGGAAGGAGCAGAACAGAUGCAGGUGACACAAAUCAAAAACACAAGCCCACAUCCUGAUCAGAUACAUGAAAAUAAUAUUUCGGUAAACAGCCAACAAAAUACCCAUCCAUCCAAUGAAAAAUUUAUUCAAGAACAAAGCUCUUUAAUGGAUUCUUUCGUUUUGAUAGACGUGAGUGACGAAGAUGAUUCCCACAGUGUAGACCCACCAGAUAACAGUUCUGGCGAUUCUAGAUCAGGAACUUUUACAGAACCAAAUUUUAAUCAUCAUGAUAAAAACAAGGAAGAAAUGAUGCAACCUUCACUAGGAGGACAGUCAGGAAUUUUGAGUGGUGAUAAUUUGUAUAUACACUCUGAUGGACCAACUACAGAAAAUAAAACAUCACCUACAGAACAGAUAAAGCCUCAAAUCCAAGCUAAUUAUCAACCAAGUAUUUCUGACAGUACCAAGAUGGAAAUCACUGUCACUAAUAAUCCAGUAUAUCCAAUUCCACAAAAACAACCGAAUUCCAUGCAAUCUGAUGUACAACUUCAACAGAAAAAACACCCUGAAUCGAAAUUGCGAAACAACAGUGAUAUUUGCGGUUCAGAAGAUAAUUUAAAAACACCGAUGUUGAAUGAAGAAAACAAAAAAGAUGUAUCAACAAACAUGAUGACACUAAAAGUAACAGGAUUCGACUUCCAAACAACGGACGAAAUGAUCAAAUUGUAUUUUGACAACAAGAAAAAAUCUGGAGCUUCUGCAGAAAACAUACAAAUUUCUAAAGAUGAUGGUUACGCACUUGUAACUUAUUCAACAUAUGAAGAUACUGCAAUUGUUCUAGAAAGAAAUCACACUUUGAACAGUCAACUACUUACUGUUAAAGCAUAUGAAGAAGAAGUUCUGGAAUUGAAAUCAAUUAAAGUAUCUGGUUUUAAGACAGCAAAUUUUGAAUUGAUGGACAUGUAUUUUACUAAUAUGAAAGCGUGUGGAGCAGAAGCAGAAACAGUUGAAUUAAGUGAAAAUAAAGAAUAUUUACUUGUAACAUUUAGCACAACAGAAGAAGCUGAAUUGGUAUGUAGUAGAGAACAUAUAUUAGAUGGUUGUAAUUUAAAAGUUGAAAUAUUCGACCCAUCAACACAAGAUAAUUCAACACAUGAUGAUGGUAAAAGAAUAGUUUGUGUUAGUGGAUAUAAAGAUACAAUAAGUAAACAGAUGAUAGAGAUGCAUAUAGAGAGUGAGAAAAGAUUUGGUGCAGUUGCUGAAAAUAUUGACAUAAAGGAAGAGGAAAAGUGUACUUUUGUAACUUUAUCUACGGAAAAGGAGACUAAUAUUUUAGAAGUCAGCAAAUUACCAAAUGAUGUCACUCAAGAAGCUUUGUCUAUGUUCUUUGAGAAGAAAAAGUUAGCCCAAGAUGCCAAAUUGCUUGCCGUAGAUUUGAAUAAGAAAGAGAAUAAGGCUUUUUUGAAAUAUGAUAAAUCUGAUGCGGUGAAACACAUAUCUAAGAAAGAGGUUGUGCAAUUUCACGGUUCUGAUGUUUGUGUGAAACCCUUUACUGGAGAUGUGAAAAUUGAAAAAGAGAACAAAACUUUAAAAAUUACUGACUUCAAUCCUAACACAUCAGUAGAAAUGAUCGAUAUGUAUUUUGAGAGCAAGAAAAGAUCUGGAGCUUCUGCUGAAGAAGUAAAGUCUUUUAAAGAGGAUGGUUACACCCUUGUAACUUAUUCAACAAUUGAUGAUGUUACAAUUGUUCUUUCAAGAGAUCAUAUUCUGGAUGGUGAGACAUUAACUGUUCAAUAUUAUGAAGAAGAAAUUCCAGAAUUAAAGGCAAUUAAAGUAUCUGGAUUUAAGUCAACAAGUUUUCAGUUGAUGGAGUUGUACUUUGAAAAUCAGAAGAAGUGUGGAGCAGAAGCAGAAAAAGUUGAACUGAGUGAAGAUAAAACAUAUUUACUUGUCACGUUUGAUACAACCGAAGAAGCUGAAUUGGUAUGUAGUAGAAAACAUAUAUUAGAUGGUUGUGAGUUAAUAGUUGAAAUAUUCAACCCAUCAACACAAGAUAAUUCAACACAUGAUGAUGGUAAAAUAAUAGUUUGUGUUAGUGGAUAUAAAGAUACAACAAGUAAACAGAUGAUAGAGAUGUAUUUAGAGAGUAAGAAAAGAUUUGGUGCAGUUGCUGAAAAUAUUGAAAUAAAUCAACAGGAAAAAUGUGCUUAUGUUACUUUAUCGAGUGAAAGGGAUGCCAAAUUGGUAUGUAGUAGAGAACAUAUAUUAGAUGAUUAUAAUUUAACAGUUGAAAUAUUCAACCCAUCAACACAAUUAGAUAAUUCAACACAUGAUGAUGGUAAAAGAAUAGUUCGUGUUAGUGGAUAUAAAGAUACAUCAAGUAAACAGAUGAUAGAGAUGUAUUUAGAGAGUGAGAAAAGAUUUGGUGCUGUUGUUGAAAAUAUUGAAAUAAAUCAAGAGGAAAAAUGUGCUUAUGUUACUUUAUCUGCGGAAAAGGACGUGAACCAGGUCUGCACUAGAGAUCACAACUUAGAUGAUUGUUACUUGAAAGUAGAAUUAUUAGACCAGUCAAACUAUUCCGAUAAAGGUGUAUGUAGUUCAGAUUCGGACAAUGAUGAUGACGAUGCCAAACCGUGUAUUAAAGUCAGUGGUUGUACAAACUUAAAAAAACUAAAGAAGUACAUAAGGAAUAAAGAUAAAUUUGGCGUAGCUGUUGAUAGCAUUGAAACGGUCCGAGAAGAAAUGUGUAUUUACGUUAGUUUAUCCACUAAAGAAGAUAUAGACACGGUUUGUAAUACAAGCCACACUGUAGACAAUUGCCCGUUAUUGGUUGAAAUCUACAAGACUCAGAAAUCAUCAGUCACAGACCUUGGAAAUUGUCAAGAAUCAAAUUUAAAAGAGGGUGUUGAUACGAAUAAGACAAAGUUGAGAAAAGAAGAUGCAUCAUCUAAUAUUGAACAGUGUGUCAUGGCUUCUAAUCUUAAAUCUGAAGAUGUUAAUUUAUCUAAUACAAAACAAGAAAAUGGAGCAUCAAGUAAAAUUAAAAGUGAGGAUGAGUGUGUGGAUAUCCCAGAUGCUGAAGAUCAACACUGUGAUAAAUGUGUUUGUGUUCAAAUAAGUGGAUAUGGCGCAUCGGUAUCUGAACAAAAAUUGACAGUGUAUAUAAAAAACAAGAGAAAAUUUGGUGCUGCACCUAAAGAUAUUAAAUUUGAUUCAGAUGACAAUUGUGUUUAUGUAACACUUGCGUCGAAAAAAGAUGCUGAAAACGUAUGCAGUAGAACUCAUCAAGUUGGUAACUAUAAAGUAAAUGUUAAACUUUAUACUCCACCACCCCAACUGAAUAACAGAUUACUGGUUACUAAUAUUAGUCAGGAAACAAAUAAAGAAAUGCUACAGAAUUUUCUGGAAGGGAAAUUUGAAAUUGAGAUAUUGAAUAUAGUCUAUAAUGAUGAAGCUGACAAGGCGAUGAUAAGUUUUGACGAGAAUGAAGUUACAGUUGAUGAAAUUCUCUGCAAAGUGGACAUGUUGAAAGGCCCAUUAAAUUAUCUUGAUGGAAAGCAACUUCAUAUAUCAACCAUUAAUACCAGUAAAACAGCUAAAGUUAAACAACAUGGAGUUAAACUAGAUGAAGAUGAUUUGACUAAUUGUUUCGAAAGCUAUGAAGCUAAUAUUAGUCGAAUUGAAAUGAACGAUAUAGAUAACUUUGCAUUGGUCCAUUUUGAAACCUACGAUGAUUUAAAAAAAGUUUUGGCAAAGUCUCGUGAGGACAAGGAAAAUGAACUAGAGGUAGAAGUUUAUCAGAAGUGUUUGGGAAAAUCUGGUGGUAUUAAAGAUCCUGAUGUCUUUAUUUUACCAACUCCAGUAAACGUCACUCUAACUGGUCCUGACUCGCAUAAAGUAUUGUUCAUUUAUCAAUCUAAAACCAAUAAGCAACAACUUUGUGACAAGUUGGCAGAAUACAAUAUUCUUGUAGAAUGGAAUAAAGAUAAACCAAGGGAUGUUCAACUGUCUUGUACUGUUACCAAGGAUAUGAAAGAUGCCAGAAAGUUAACUAAAAUUUGGACAACAUUAUGUGAGAUAAAUUUUAGAAAAUUUCUUGAUGGUAUCCAACUAAAAGUAAUACCUAUAGCAAAUCCUAAGGUUUUGGAAUUAGUGUCAAAAGAAACAAAGAUUUCAAAUAAGGAUGAUGUCAUUAUCAUGAAAGAAUCAGAUUCAGUUUCAUCUAUUAUCGUGGUUGGCCAAGAUGCACCUCAGUUCAAAGAAUUGACAUCCACUGUUCAAAAUACUAUACACAGAAUUGAAGAAGAAUUGAAAAGACAGCAAGAGGAAUGCACACAACCUAUGGAACUUGAAUAUCCCUCCUCUACCCUUGAGACCUUUGGGGUUAUUGAUCGCAUCAAAGGAAAACAUGAACUUUUAAAUUUUACACUAAAACCGGCUGAAAAGAAGAUUGUAUUCAAAGGCAUAAUGUCUGAAAUAAUGUCAGCAAAAGCCACUAUACAUGAAUUCUGGCAAAAUCUGAAAGUUACUGAAUUAACAGGCUUAGCAAACCCGAUUGUAGAACUAUUAUUGAAACAAGAUGUUCGUGACCACAUAAUGAACCAACUCAAAACACAGGAACACAAAAGAGUGGUUUGGGAAGGAAACGGAAACAAUACCUCAGUGAUUGUCUUUGCUGAAAAUGAUGAAAACUUAAAAAGAAUAACAGGUCUGCUUAAUACUGUCUGUGUCAAUAAACUUAUUGAUGUUGACUCAAAGAUAUCAGAUCUACUUGCUGGAUCAGCGUGGAAUGAUCUUAUCAAAAAUAUUGAAGCUCAAUACCCAAACCUAGUGAAAGUUAAUGUCAUCGAUAACAAGUAUAUAUCAUUAACUUCCAUCUCUGAGGUAUUCAAGCUAAUUGAGGACCCUGUUUCUGAUUUCAUCAAAGAAAAUGUACGGUGCGUAGAAACUUUGAAUUGCUCUAAAGGACAAUUUGACUUAAUGAAUGGCAAUUUAAAAAGUGAUGUAGAUAAGCUAAUGUCAGAUUUGAGAGCUGAUAAAAUUGAUGUUAAAAUGUCACAACUAAUAGGUAUUAGAAUAGAAGGGCCGCAAGAAGCUGUAGAAAGAGGAAGUGAGACACUAAGUAGCUUCAUGUCAAAGAUUAAAUGCAAGGACAAAACUGUAACCAAGCCGAGUGAAUUAAAAUUCUACAGAUCUGAUAAAGGCAGAGAGGCCAUAACUACAACACAGAAAAAGUUCAAAUGUUUGAUUAAAAAUUCAGAUGAGGCAGUUGACAUCAACACCAUCUUCCAGUUGAGGAAAACGAAAAUCCAUGUUAUAAACGGUGAUAUUACAGAUUCGAAGGUCGAUGUCAUAGUAAAUCCUUCCGAUAAAACAUUGAAUCACAGUGGCGGGCUUGCAGAUGCUAUUGUUCGAAAAGGUGGCAACAUUAUUCAAAUAGAGUGUCAGAAAUAUGUCCGUUCUCAUGGUAGCCUAUCAGAUGGCGAAUGUAUAAUGUCUAACCCAGGGAAUCUUUCAUGUAAACGGAUUAUUCACACUGUUGGACCCAAGUGGCAUGAUGGAAAGUCAGACGAGGUUAAUGUUUUGAAGGAUACCAUUUUAAGAGUGCUUGAGAUGGCUAUGACCAAUGCUUAUACUUCUGUGGCAAUGCCAGCAAUAGGUACAGGGCUAUCUGAGUUUCCUUUUGAUCAAGCUUCAGUUGCUAUAAUAAAUGCUAUUGGUCAUCACUUUGAACGAGUACCCAAUUCACCAAUUCAUACCAUUUAUCUUAUUGACAAACAACAAAAACCUCUUGAACACAUCAUCGCAAAUCUUCAAGAAAAUCCAGUUUUUAGACAAAUAUCUUCCAAUGAAAGACAAGCAAGACAUGUGGCACACAGCAGUCAACCAAGAAGUAGCACCCAAAAACAAAUCGGCCCACCAACAGAACAAAUCUUACAUACUGUUAAAAACGAAAUUGCAAAGGUGAAGGCUGAUGUUAUUGUGAAUUCUACAUCGUCAAAGCUGGAACUUAAAGCGGGUGCUGUAUCUGGAUCCAUUUUAAGAGUAGGUGGUGCAAUUCUUCAAACAGAAUGUGAUCAGAAAUAUCCAAAUGGAAUCGGAGAAGGAGACAUUGCUGAAACUGGAUCUGGUAACCUUCAGUGCAGACAAGUUUACCAUACGUGUCUGAGACACUAUUCUGGUAUUUCCGAGGAAAAGGAAUUGGAAAAACUAAUACACAAAUGUCUUGAAAGAGCACAGAAAGCUGGCUACACAUCAAUUGCCUUCCCGGCUAUUGGAACCGGAAACUUGCGUUUUCCUCACAAUGUUGUAGCAAGGAUAUUUUACAAGGCAAUAAAUGAUUAUAAAUCACAUGGAGGCUCUCUUCAGAAUAUAACUAUAGUCAUUUAUCCUAGAGAUCUACAAACUAUAAAGGCCUUUGAAAAUUUAUUAAGUAAUAAUGAAGAACACAGAGUGAAAGACAGGAGUGUUAAAGGAGCAGAAGGUUUUACGACAUUAACCGGUCCUGUCACAGUAUCAGGCAAUGAUUUAAGCCAGGGAGUAUAUAUUGGUAAACUCCUCCUUAAAGUGAAUCGGGGCGAUAUUCUUAAAGUAGGAGUUGACGCCAUUGUUAAUGGUUCAAACCGUUCUUUAGAUUUAUCGAAAGGAGCAGUAUCAGUUGCAAUAUUAAAAAUGGGUGGAAGCGAACUACAACAAGAAUAUAAAAAAGAAGUUCCCACAAUGGAAAUAAGUGGUAUAGCUACUACCUCUGUACCCCCGGGAAUGAAAUGUAAACAUAUUAUACACAUAGAUGUCAGUCGAUGGGGAAGCGAUUUGAAGAAUGGCAUAAUUAAAUGUUUGAAAGAAGCAGAAAAAAGGAAUUGUGCAUCAAUAGCCUUUCCUGCUUUGGGAGCAGGAAUUGGAGCUGGAAUAGAAGAUGUAGCCAAAGCAGUAUUUAAUGCUGUUAGUGAAACCAGUAAAGAAUUAUCACAUGUUAACGUUGUUGAGGUGGUCGUCUACCAACAAAGUAUGUUGGGUUCCUUCAACAAGACUUUCAAGACAUUUCUUAAUGAAAACAAGCAGGCAAAUAGUGGUGGAGAAAUUAGUCGAUUCUCAUUCACAAAUAUUUUGUCGAGUAUAGGAAGUGCUUUCAGUUCUAACUCCAGUUCACCUCCAAAUAGCAUGCAGAAACCACCACCAGCAUGUAAUUAUCUUCCAUAUACAGAUAAAAGAACAGACAAGACACCUAUAACUUUCCAUAUUUAUUUUUUUGACGAGCAUAACACAGGGGAAACAGGCAGGAUUGUCUCGACUGAAUUGGAUGAACUUUAUUCUUCGGCAGCAUGUCAGAGGAAUUAUCCGUUGAAGGAUCUUAGUUCUGAUAAGCAAAGAGAUGUAGAGAGAUUAACAAACAAUUUUCCGGUGGAGGUUGAAAUAAACCAACAUCUUAGGAAUGUUAAAGUUCAUGGUCUCUCUGAUGAUAUAUUAGAAGUACAUGAAAUUAUCAUGAGCAUGAUUGAUAAUGCUUUCAGAGAAAAAAAUGAAGAAGAACAUCAAAGAAUGCAGAAUGGUGUUAAAUUGGCAGGGUUAGACACUAGAAUACCCAAACAUUGGUCCAAUCGGACCAGAAACGAUAUUAACAUUGAAGAAUUAAAGAAAAGUAGUGACGAAUACAAAAUAGUUGAAAAGAAUUUCAAAGCAACGCUUGGUACAUUAGUAUGCAGUAUUGAAAAGAUUGAAAGAAUAGAAAAUAAACCACUGUAUCAACAAUAUGCAUCUAAAAAACUACAGAUGAUACAAGAGCUGACAACACAAAAAGAUGUAGAAAAGGACGUACUUUGGCACGGAACGGUUGAGACAUCUGUUGAUAAUAUUAACCAUGGUGGUUUUAAUCGUGGCUACAGUGGUAAAAACGCUACUUGUUUUGGCCAGGGAGCCUACUUUGCAGUAAACUCAAGUUAUUCAGCUCAAUCCAAAUAUGCAAAGCCAGAUAAUAAUGGGGUUUGUCGAAUGUAUCAAUGCAGAGUGUUGGUUGGAGAAUAUACUCGAGGUGAAUCACAUUUGAAACGACCACCACCAAAGAAAUCUAACAGUGAAGAGGAGUACAAUUCAAUGGUUGAUAAUCUAAGGAAUCCAACAAUGUAUGUAGUAUGUCAUGAUGCACAAGCUUAUCCUGAUUAUCUUAUAUAUUAUAAGCAUGGCGCAUAGGAUCUAACCUAAGUGAUUUCAUGAAUGAUAUAACAAUCUAAGAAAAGUAACAUAGUAUUUAAAAUAGGAUCAAACUUAUAUUUACCAGUAUAAUUAUUUUUUGAAUGCUUAUUCUAUUUGAUGUUACUCACAAUUUUCUCGGGGUAACCACUAACCAGUUAUUUUUUAUUUAACCACUUGGCAUUUAAAUGCUCUACCCGGGGGGCCAAGGCGGGGAUAAUCAUUGGGUCUUUGUAGGACAUAUAUAUACCAAUUCCAAUGUGAGAACAUGCAACUAACACCUGUACUGUUGUUAUACAAACCUUUAUCACCCGGUAACACAUUCUGUAGCAGAUAACGUGUAUGUGAUAACCUUCAGAUUCUACUGAGAGAUACUUCAUAGGUUACAUAUCAAUUUGAUUUGUCAUUUAUUUUUUUAUGCGUGUAAGAAAGGGUUUUGCGAUAAAUAAAAUCUUCUAAUCGUCUUUUUUGAUAUCAAAAAAUAUUAACACUCGUUGGAUAUCAACACAGACAAAUUGCUCACUAAAACGUCAAUAAAGGUAAAUGCAUUAAUGAUCAGUAUUAGUCUGUAACCAUUUGUUUCCUUUUGUUUUGAAUAAUCAUUGCCAUUAUAUUCUUGAAUAUGCAUAUGUAAAUUGAUAUAAAAAUAUUAUAUUAACUUGACUUUGUGUCAACUCGUGUGCAAUUUGUUAUGUAACUCUACAUCCGUUUUUUUCUAUGAUCAUAACCUAAUUUUGGAUUGCAAAUUAAUUAGCUUGGUACCAUUCAGAAUAACACAUAGUUAUUUUUUAAUUACUGGGAAAUGCUGGUUGGCAGUGUUUCUUCUUGGGUUCUUUUACGUGCACACCAAAAUGUAUGUGGUUGGAUAUCUUGUUUUACAAUGUACCAUUCAAUUAGCUAUAUAAACAAUAAUAAUAUCGCACUAGCUCACUAACCAGGAGGUUUUAGCUUCGAUACAGGUGUUGAGUGAGAAAGUUCCUACUCAUGUCAGUGGUGCAUGGAAAAUGGCCUAGACGUUAAUAGCAUCUGUUGCUCAGAUGAGACAAAAAAUCGAGGUCCUGUUAUCUUGUUGAUUUAAAACUAUACUGGUGAUACGGUUAGAAAGAAUAAAGUGUAUAGCUAUGCACAAUAAUCAAAUACCAGAAGGGUUCAGACUGCUUAAACAAAUGAAAUGAAAUGAAAUUGGGUUUAAUGUCCUACUGUUAUGCUCCGACUGGGCUAAUGAAGACGGUCAUACGCCAUACAGUGUGCUAUGAGAGAAAUUUUGACCGACAGCGGCACUACGGCCUACUCUUAUAUCGAAUCAUACACAGUGUUUAAGGUCAUGAGACGAAGAAGCCUAUUGACUUUUAGCAAUUUCCGAUAAUUACGGCCAGAGUUAUGGCCCUUGUUAACUAUUAUAGCGAGAACUGCAGCUCUUUAUCUAAUCUCCCAUAAUGUAUCUUUAACUAUUAUAGUGAGAACUGCCAGCUCUUUGUCUUAUCUGUCGUAAUAUAUCUUUAAUAAAUCAAUUUAAUUAGAUUAGACCGUGUCAGAAAUAAUCAUCAGUGAUUUUAACAUAUUGAAGGAUACGUUCGUUCGUUCCUUCAUAGAGUUUUACGUUCACUUCCACUUGAACCAUACGAUCAUAGAACCUUUUUUAUACGCCCACAUUGACUUCAGAUUGAUACACAGAGUUUAAGAUCUUGAGACGAACAAGUAUAUUGAUUUUCAAUCAAUUUUGAUAACUUGAACAGCUAAAUCCAUGAUAUUAAAAGUUUCGUAUACUAAACGUUAGCAUGGGGCAGAACUUUACGCAAAUCUAUACACAUAACAAAAUUUCGCAUUCUGUAACAGGGUUAAGACAUCCAUUUAUUCAAAUAAUGUCUGAUCUGUUUUAAUCAUAUUAAUUUUAUUAUUACGAUCUCGCAUUCUACGCCGCUCUGUACUAAUGUGUUAUUGUUUCUUUUAUUGUAACUCUAGUAAUAAAACAUUCUUUUUAAUAAUUA